Messenger RNA from Physcomitrium patens, 1214 nucleotides. Its product is annotated as peptide methionine sulfoxide reductase B5. Gene Ontology annotation, molecular function: peptide-methionine (R)-S-oxide reductase activity. Gene Ontology annotation, biological process: response to oxidative stress; protein repair. The record is from RefSeq and is a predicted model, not a curated record. NCBI's taxonomy places the organism in Eukaryota, Viridiplantae, Streptophyta, Bryopsida, Funariales, Funariaceae.
UCUCGGUGCCCAAUGACGUGAUAUGUUCCAGAUAGUUCCGAUUGGAGGAUCCUUCUUGCAUCGAGGGUUUUAACCGACGACUCUAGUGUGGUCACAUGGCUGCAGGAUUGAUCUGGCUGGAGAAGAUGAGAGGCGUAGGUCUAUGGGAUGUGUCGAAAAGUGGGCGAUAAACUUGUGGGCUUCGUAGGUAGGACCUAAUCCGUUUGUAGGGAAGUUGCGAGUGCUGCAGCAGCGUGGCAAAGUGGAAGUGAGACCACGCUGAGGUUGCUCAAAGGAAGUGAGGAGAAUGUGUAGGCCUCUAACAAUCAGUCUCGCUAUGGCAUCCAUGCUCUCCACCGUAGUCACUAACACCACCAUCGCCAAGCCUGCCUCCGCCGCGCGCUCCUUCAAAGCUGCCUCCAACGCCGCCUCCCUGCGGCCUUCCGUCUUCAAACUCACGCACAACCCAACGCUUCGUUUCGAAGCCAGGCGGGGAGUGGCUAUGGCGUCAGCUGGAGGAGCUGAGACCCAAGUGCAGAAGUCUGAGGAAGAGUGGAGGGCCAUUCUGAGCCCCGAGCAAUUCCGUAUCCUGCGUCAAAAGGGCACUGAAUAUCCUGGUACCGGUGAGUACAACAAGAACAAAGCCGAAGGAGUGUAUAAUUGCGCUGGCUGUGGAACUCCUCUUUACAAAUCAACCACUAAGUUCGACUCCGGCUGUGGAUGGCCAGCAUUCUUUGAGGGCCUUCCUGGUGCUAUCAAUGAGACGACCGAUGCAGAUGGCCGUCGUGUGGAGAUUACCUGCGCAGCUUGUGGAGGUCACCUGGGGCAUGUUUUCAGGGGCGAGGGUUUCCCUACUCCAACUGACGCACGGCACUGUGUCAAUAGCGUCUCAUUGAAGUUUACACCAGCAAACAAGUCUUGAAUUUGAAAUGUGGUUCCUCUAGAGAAACGCAGCGUCAGCUUGCAUGUUGAAAUCGAGAGUGCACAUUGUAUUGCACAAGGACAACAAUACUAUCUAUCUAAUACAGUAGGUUAGAGGUGUACUGUUAAUGUAUAAAAUUGUAAGCUUCUCGUGUUCAGUUCUUUCUUAAGGAAUGAUUAGCAAUCGGUUUUAAUGUAAAAUCUACAGCUCUGUAGUAUCAAGGAGCCUGAUCUGCAUUAUAUGCACAUGUUUUAAUCAUUUGAAGAAUUAAAACUCAAUCGACUGCUCAGUGAGAACGUGUUGCUUUACUUGA